Molecule: messenger RNA, 1357 nt
Organism: Hordeum vulgare subsp. vulgare (domesticated barley)
Lineage: Eukaryota; Viridiplantae; Streptophyta; Magnoliopsida; Poales; Poaceae
Product: probable WRKY transcription factor 39
Exons: 3
Coding region: 33-968 (311 amino acids)
Biological process (GO): regulation of DNA-templated transcription
Molecular function (GO): DNA-binding transcription factor activity; sequence-specific DNA binding
Source: RefSeq, a predicted model, not a curated record
ACAAGUGUGGGCUCCUCGUCCAGGAACAAGAGAUGGGAGAUGCACUCAGGGAUCACGACCUCGCAGCCACCGCCGACGACGAGGACGCUGGCGUUUGGCCCGGUGAGCUCGACGAGCAGCUCAUACGGGAGCUCCUCAGCGAUGACAGCCUCCUCGGCUCCAUGUAUCCGGACAACGACUCGGGGCGCCACCGCUCCUGCGACACGGGAGGCGCCCCUGCCGCCACGCCGUGCAACAGCGGCGGCAGCACCGCGGCCGAGCACGAGCCGUUGCCGCCGGCUUCGGCGUCGAGUAUGCCUCUGUGCUCGGCCUACUCCGGCCCUACGAUCAGGGACAUCGAGAAGGCGCUGUGGUCUCGGCCGUACACCUCCAGCCAGCGCUACGGCUCGCUCCAUUUCCGCAGGUAUGGAGCGCCGGGUACGGCGCCGGAGAGCAGGCACGUGACCAAGGUGAGGAGCUGCGGCGGCGGCAAGAAGACGCCCAUGGACGGGUACAGGUGGAGGAAGUACGGGCAGAAGUUCAUCAAGAACAACCCCCAUCCCAGGAGCUACUACAAGUGCACCAGCGCACGGUGCAGCGCCAAGAAGCACGUGGAGAAGUCCACCGACGACCCGGAGAUGCUCAUCGUCACCUACGAGGGGUCGCACCUCCACGGCCCGCAGACGACGACACUCCGGCGCUUCCAGCCCCCGGACGCCGCCGCGGACCUGCCCGGCGCGGCGGGCGUCGCCAUCGCUGGCGCCGGGAUAGGCUGCAGCGUACGGCCAUCGUAUGGAACGUCAUCCGGCGACGAUGUGCGACGAGAAGACAACCAGCCGCUGCACCGUGGCGCCGUGCAGCGCGUGGCCACGGACACCCCGUCCUCUUCCCUGCCGCAUGUUGCUGCCGUUGAUGCAACUGUGCUUUCAUCUUCUAGCCUGGACUCACCUUGGUCCCUGGAAGCUCUACUUCCCGUGGAGAGGAUCUGAUCGAGGUGACUAAGCUAGGCCAUUAGGAGAGAGCGUCUGCUAUGGCGUUUGACGUACCAGGGUAUAAUUAGAAGUAUACUGCGUAGCAUGUAGAGAUCAAAGGAUCAUAUGAACGCCACUGGCGAAUACCUGAUGAAACAUGUAGUACCUGAUUGGGUUAAUUAUAUGAUUCGUUUACCUGCUGAAAAAAGUACUAUCUGACCUUCUUCUUGGCGACUUCCCAGUGCUAAACCAUGACAAUGUCGGAGAGGUCGUGGAUUGUUAGAGAUAAAUUUGAUGUAUAUGUAUUUUUUUUAAAUGCCAGCCCAUCGGCUGUUAUUCUUUUCAGUCUCAUCAUUUGUGACGCUUGUGUUGUUCGCAAUGCUACCGUAACAAUUACGGAAGGAUGU